Messenger RNA from Passer domesticus (house sparrow), 1815 nucleotides. RefSeq names its product solute carrier family 43 member 3 (gene SLC43A3). The transcript is spliced from 13 exons. The record is from RefSeq and is a predicted model, not a curated record. Lineage: Eukaryota; Metazoa; Chordata; Aves; Passeriformes; Passeridae. Gene Ontology annotation, biological process: transmembrane transport. Bases 215 to 1729 code for a protein of 504 amino acids. Gene Ontology annotation, molecular function: transmembrane transporter activity.
CACGGCUGGAGUGGCCCAGGGACGGCCCAAGGGCAGUGCUGGGGUGCGCGGGAAUGGCCUGAGGGGCGCCCCAAGCAUUGAAAACCGGCCCGAGAGUGACCGAAAGGGCGAUCCAAGGGUGGCCCCGCCAGGAGCGCCCCUUGGGGACAACAGGCUUGGCGAAGACGCCCCAGGCUGGUGACAGCCCGGGCCAGUGUCUGCCUGGGCAGGGGACAUGGCGGGGGGCGCGGGGCUGGCCAAGCGCCUGGGGACCCUCCUGUCAGGGCUGCUGGAGUGCGGCGCCUUCUGCGGCAUCAUCUUCGGCUGGGCCUCCCUCGUCUUCGUCCUCAAGGACCUGGGCUACUUCGAGGGGCUGUGCCAGCCCUCCGCCAGCCCCAACCUCACCCUGGGGUCUGACUGCAGCGGGCAGGAUGAGCAGUUCUCCCUGGUCUUCACCAUCGGCUCCUUCAUGAACAACUUCAUGACCUUCCCCAUGGGCGUCGUCUUCGACCGCUUCGGCACCACGGCUGCGCGCCUCGUCGCCAUCUCCCUCUACACUGGCGGGACCCUGCUCGUCGCCUUCUCCACCCCAGAGCUGGCGGAGCUGCUCUUCCCGGCCAUGUCCAUGCUGUCGGUGGGUGGCAUCCUCCUCAUCCUCACCAACAUGCAGGUGGGGAACCUGUUCGGGAACUACCGCUCCAUCAUCAUCACCCUCUACAACGGGGCCUUCGACUCCUCCUCCGCCAUCUUCCUCAUCGUCAAGCUGCUGUACGAGCGCGGGCUGUCCCUGCGGGCCAUGUUCCUCUUCCUGGCAGCCUGCAGCGCCUGGCACCUCCUGCGCACCCUCUUCCUGAUGCCGCGCUCCCGCAUCCCCUACCCGCUGCCCCCCGACUACGACUACGGGCUGCAGUGCCGGGGGCGCUCCCGCUCCUACCGAACCCACAAGGACAAGCAGCCCCCGGGAGAGGCUGGACCCGAGGAGACACCGCUGGAACCCCCCGUGGCUCGAGGUGGGGACGCCGCCGGGACGCCGUUCCGGGCCUGCGCCUGCUCCUGGCUCUUUGCCUGGCACGUGGCCUGGCUCUCGGUGAUGCAGCUGCGCCACUACCUGUUCAUCGGCACCCUCAACCCGCAGCUCGAGCACCUGGCGCGCGGGGACCACGCACUGGUGAGCACCUACACCAACGCCUUCGCCUUCACCCAGCUCUUCGGGGUGCUCUGUGCCCCCUGGAACGGCCUCAUCCUCGACCGGCACAAGCGGAAAAAGGGCCCCCGCCCUGAGGGGCUCCUGGCCGCGCUGGCAGACCUGCGGUCGGCGGUGCUGUCGCUGGUGGUGACGGUGGCACUGUGCCUGCUGUUCUCCGUGUUGGCCGCCGUGCCCGCCCUGCCCGCCCAGUUUGGCACCUUCGUGCUGCAGGUCAUCAGCCGCUCCUUCCUGUACGGCGGCAACGCCGCCUUCCUGGCCAUCGCGUUCCCCCCGCAGCACUUUGGGAAGCUCUACGGGCUGGCCAUGGCACUGUCGGCGCUGGUGGCCCUGCUGCAGUACCCCUGUGUCGCCCUGGUGCAGGGGCCGCUCCAGGGGGACCCCUUCUAUAUGAACUUGGGGCUCAUCGCCGUGGUGCUGGUGGCCUUUGUCAGCCCCGUGGUGGUGGCCCGCGAGUGCCAGCGGCGAGCCAAGGAGCUGGGCAUGGCUGGCACCCCCCUGGCAGCCCCCCCCAGCACUGAGAUCCACGCCGAGACCCCGCACUGAGCCCCACACCCAGCACACCAUUUUUGUACCAGCCUGGGGUGCUGUGCCAGUGGGGUGGGGAUAAUAAACAUCGCUGCCCCCUCUGC